Messenger RNA from Lycium ferocissimum, 1618 nucleotides. Its product is annotated as protein transport protein SEC24 C-like. The record is from RefSeq and is a predicted model, not a curated record. NCBI's taxonomy places the organism in Eukaryota, Viridiplantae, Streptophyta, Magnoliopsida, Solanales, Solanaceae. The transcript has 4 exons. The coding region runs from base 461 to 1618 and encodes 385 amino acids.
UAACAUUAUUACUACCAAUGUAUGUAAUAACUGUAAUAUGUUGUAGUAUUAUUUUUUUUUUUUUUGGUUGCGUUGACGUCAAUUUCUGGGCUUUGGACCAAUCACAUUGCUUUGGUUUCCAAAACUAAAAAGGAAAAAUAAUACUUACUAGAACCCAAAGGGGAAAUCGCCAUUUUGCACACAGGGAAAAAGUAAAUAUUUUUUUACAACAAAAUGACCCAUUGCGCGAUCGAUCACUGAAAUCUUACACCAAUUCUGAUCUCAUUUGAACAGCCUUUGCUUCAAUAUUUCGGGCAAAGGUGUUUAUUAAAGACAGAUUUGGGGAUUCAAGUUAAGGCUAAAGGGAAUUUCGCCUUCCAAUUUAAUUGAUUUCUCUUUACUUUGGGGCACAAACUGAAGUAUUUUAAACGCAACUCUAUAAGUAUCUGUUCUAGAGUUUUGGGAAACUUGGAAAUAAUCAAUGGCAGCUCCAGGGGGACCUAGACCAAGGAAUGCGCCACCACCCAAUUAUAACCCUAAUGCACUUGCGGAUGGUAUGCAAAAUCUACAAGUAAAUAGGCCCAAUCAGCCACCUGGUGCUCCUAGGCCUAAUACCCCAUUUGGGCAGCAGCCACCUAGUGCUCUUAGGCCUAAUACCCCAUUUGGGCAGCAGCCACCUUUUGCUGGUGGACCACCUGUUAGUCGUCCCGGACCUCCACCACCUGGUGCUUUCCCGAGAGGGCCCACACCUCCUAGUGGUCCUCCACACACUGGAUUGCCUCCUCCUGUGUCUCAGUCUGUUCCUCCCUUUGCAUCUCGGCCACCUCCUCCUGGUGUAAUGCCUCCUUCUAUGGGAGGUGCCGCCCCGCCACCUGGGUCUUUGCCUUCUGCAUUGGGUCAUCGUCCAGGACCUCGGGGUCCUUUUUCUUCUUCACCGUUGACAACAGGUCCUGCUGUGCCGCCGCCAUCAAGCAUUUCUGGCUCGGUUAGUAAUGGGCCACCGACAGGUGGGCCGGGAAUGAUGCAGGGCGGAGCACGUUUUCCUCCUCCAAGCAAUACAAUGAGGCCACCAUUUGGAGCUCCUCCACCAACGAUGGUUUCACCUGGCGCUUCUUCUCAGCCUUCAGGCAUGCGCUCACCCUUUGGAAGUUCAUCAUCUGUUAGCACACCACCAGUUACAGCACAACCACCACCUCCAUUUUCGGGACCAUUUUCAGAAUAUGCCACCUUCAGGUUCCUCCCCAUUUGCAAUAGUGCUGCAUACAGAUUUCUUGUGUUGAAAAGUGAUGUGCUUGACUGCAAUACUAUAAUUGAGACAAAGAAUGCUGAAUUUUUUGAACAUAUUUUUCCACUGUCUGAUAAAAUUUCUCAUCCACAUGUUGAAAGAAGUAAUGAGAUCACCUCUAAUGAGGAACUGAGAAGGAGCAAAAGGCCUAGAAAAGAAUAUUUUUCUUAUGGAAAUGAUUUUCAAACUUUUCUUGUCGAUAAUGAACCAUCAAAUUAUUUUGAAGCUAUAUCUUCUUCUGAUGCUAAAUUUUGGAAAGAGGCAAUAAAAAUGGAAAUUGAUUAUAUCAUGAAAAAUAAUACAUGGGUUUUGAUUGAUUUACCUCCUGGUGCAAAACCUAUUGGUAGUAAAUGA